This is a messenger RNA of Knipowitschia caucasica, 531 nucleotides long. NCBI's taxonomy places the organism in Eukaryota, Metazoa, Chordata, Actinopteri, Gobiiformes, Gobiidae. The record is from the annotation of a GenBank genome assembly.
AUGUGGUUGGUGGGGUGGGGGGGGGGUGAGGACAGGGGUGAUGUGGUUGGUGGAGGGGGGGGGGUGAGGACAGGGGUGAUGUGGUUGGUGGAGGGGGUGAGGACAGGGGUGAUGUGGUUGGUGGAGGGGGUGAGGACAGGGGUGAUGUGGUUGGUGGAGGGGGGGGGGGGGGUGGAGGACAGGGGUGAUGUGGUUGGUGGGGGGGGUGAUGUGGUUGGUGGAGGAGGGAGGGUGAGGACAGGGGUGAUGUGGUUGGUGGAGGGGGGGGGGGUGAGGACAGGGGUGAUGUGGUUGGUGGAGGGGGGGGAGGGUGAGGACAGGGGUGAUGUGGUUGGUGGGGGGGGGGGUGAGGACAGGGGUGAUGUGGUUGGUGGUGGGGGGGGGGUGAGGACAGGGGUGAUGUGGUUGGUGGUGGGGGGGGUGAGGACAGGGGUGAUGUGGUUGGUGGAGGGGGGGGUGAGGACAGGGGUGAUGUGGUUGGUGGGGGGGGGUGAGGACAGGGGUGAUGUGGUUGGUGGAGGGGGGGGGUGA